AUGGCAGAAUCAACCUCCUUCGUGCCCACCGGCCAGCACCGCAACCUGCGCGCCUGCAUGGUCUGCGCGAUCGUGCGCACGACCUCCGAAUUCAUCAAACACGGCUGUCCGAACUGCGAAGAAUUCCUCCACAUCGCCGGGUCGCCCGAUCAACUCGCAGACUGCACGUCGCAGGUAUUCGAGGGUCUGAUCGCGCUCGCGGAUCCGAGUAAGAGCUGGGUUGCGAAGUGGCAGCGGCUGGAUGGGUAUGUGAAGGGCGUUUAUGCGACGAAGGUGUCGGGCACGUUGCCCGAUGAGGUGGUGGCGGUUAUGGAGGAUGAGAUGAGGAUAAGAUAUUUGCCGAGAGAUGGGACGGCUACGGAGGCUGAUUAG
Molecule: messenger RNA, 372 nt
Organism: Glarea lozoyensis ATCC 20868
Lineage: Eukaryota; Fungi; Ascomycota; Leotiomycetes; Helotiales; Helotiaceae
Product: RNA polymerase subunit
Exons: 2
Coding region: 1-372 (123 amino acids)
Biological process (GO): chromatin organization; positive regulation of DNA-templated transcription, elongation; regulation of transcription elongation by RNA polymerase II
Cellular component (GO): DSIF complex; nucleus
Molecular function (GO): RNA polymerase II complex binding; zinc ion binding
Source: RefSeq, a predicted model, not a curated record